Helianthus annuus (common sunflower) is the source of this 1915-nucleotide messenger RNA. RefSeq lists its product as uncharacterized. The record is from RefSeq and is a predicted model, not a curated record. Lineage: Eukaryota; Viridiplantae; Streptophyta; Magnoliopsida; Asterales; Asteraceae. The transcript has 8 exons. Gene Ontology annotation, cellular component: cytoplasm. Gene Ontology annotation, molecular function: UMP kinase activity. The coding region runs from base 189 to 1700 and encodes 503 amino acids. Gene Ontology annotation, biological process: UDP biosynthetic process.
AAGUGUCACAACACAUAAAUAUUAAGAAAAGGGUACGUUUGACAAAUCCAUUAAAAAAGAUGUAUGGCGUGACGUUUCUACCGUCGAUCAGAUACGUCUUACUUAACGGUACUUUAAACGUCGUUUAAACCUCUGUUCCGAAUUUCACUGCCAAUCCUAACCCUAACCGUAACCCUAACGUCCUUCCAAUGGCGUCGUGUGACGACGAAUUCACCCUCAUCACUGACGACACCUCCACACACCAACCAAACCCUAACUUCCACCACCAUCACCACCACCACUUCUCCGCACCACCGCCGUCACGGCCACCGCCGGAAGCUAUUCUCCAAUCCAACGGCGACGGUUACACCGACGACGCCUUUAAUUCACAACCUCUAGUCGUAGUUACGUACGAAAACGAAUCCGAUCCGAACAGAUCUGCCGUUAGCGGCGCGAGAAACGAUAAACGGAGCGAUCGCGAAGAGUUAAGCGACGGAGGAACGCCGUACAGUUACAAUAAGAAGGUGAAAAUCGCAAGUAAUUCGUCGGAUUACAGGAAGGAUCGAGAAGAGUGGAGUGAUGCAGCGAUUGCGUGCUUGUUAGAUGCGUAUUUGGAGAAGUUUGUGCAGUUGAACCGUGGAAAUUUACGAGUUAGGGAUUGGGAAGAGGUAGCGACUGCGGUUAGUGAGAGGUGUGAGAAUCAGUCGAAGAGUGUGGAGCAGUGUAAGAAUAAGGUGGAUAAUUUGAAGAAGAGGUAUAAGUUGGAGAGAAAUCGGAGUAUGAAUAAUAAUGGCGGUAGCGGUACGAGUCAUUGGCCUUGGUUUAAGAAGAUGGAGGACAUCGUUGGCAACUCGUUGCCGGUGAAAUCCGCGGUGGAUGAUGAUAAAUGUGUCGGUGGAUUGAAUGCGUCCGGUAGACAAUCGAAAAGAUAUAUGACAGCAACUUCGAGUGGAAGUGGUCAAAUUACUAACAUGGAGGCAAAGUCAGUGACGAGUCCAAGAUGGCGGAGAGUUGUUUUUAAAAUUAGUGGUGCUGCAUUGGCUGGAACUGGCUCACAAAGCACUGAUCCAAAGGUGGCAAUGCUGAUUGCUAGAGAAGUAUCACUGGCCUGCCAAAUGGGUAUUGAGGUGGCGAUAGUAGUUGGUGGUCGCAAUUUCUUUUGCGGGGACUCAUGGGUUGCAGCUACUGAUUCGGAUAGAAGUACUGCUUAUCAAAUUGGUAUGAUGGCAACUAUGAUGAAUUCUAUACUACUCCAAUCAACAUUAGAGAAACUGGGAGUUCAAGCACGUGUACAAUCUGCCUUCUGUUUGCCGGAUGUUUCUGAACCAUACAACAGGCAACGGGCAAUCCGGCAUCUAGAAAAAGGCAGAGUCAUAAUAUUUGGUGGUGUUAGUGCUGGCACAGGGAAUCCCCUGUUCUCUACUGACACAGCUGCAGCUCUAAGAGCCUCUGAACUUCAUGCUGAUGUGGUUAUUAAAGGUACUAAUGUACAUGGUAUGUACGAAUGUGACAACAUUAGCAGCGUUGCAUAUGAGCACAUUUCUUUCAGGGAGUUGGCUUCUAGAGGUUCAUCUCAGAUCGACAAGAUGGCUGCAACGUUUUGUGAAGAGAAUUCGAUUCCUGUUGUGAUAUUUUCUCUUCAUGAGCCUGGAAAUAUAUCAAGAGCAUUAUCUGGGGAAAACAUCGGUACACUAAUCGAUCAGACGGGGAGGAUUGGUUAAAUAUUAAUGACCCCGUCGCACUAUCAAGUUGAAAGUGUUAAUUUAUCAGGUUUGGGCUUCUUGUGAUUAUCAAUUUGUAACGAGUUUGGGUAUUAACGCUAACUUCUAUUAAUGUUUCUGUUAAAUUUGAGUAGAAUGACUAAAAUACCCUUUUAUAACUACAGGGACCAUUUAUGUAAUAAAUCAUUGUUAAUUACAGAGACCAUUUGUGUAAA